Molecule: messenger RNA, 339 nt
Organism: Daldinia childiae
Lineage: Eukaryota; Fungi; Ascomycota; Sordariomycetes; Xylariales; Hypoxylaceae
Product: putative bzip transcription factor protein
Exons: 1
Coding region: 1-339 (112 amino acids)
Biological process (GO): regulation of transcription by RNA polymerase II
Molecular function (GO): RNA polymerase II cis-regulatory region sequence-specific DNA binding; DNA-binding transcription factor activity, RNA polymerase II-specific
Source: RefSeq, a predicted model, not a curated record
AUGAACUGGAUGGCGGACGGAGACGACCAACCCUCCCCUCCGUCCCCAGCAUGUAGCGUCAACGCUGGUAUCGACCAUAUGCCCCCAGUCAAGAAUAGACGCAACCGUGAACGGAAUCGCGUGGCGGCACACAAGUGUCGGCAGAAGGCGAAGCAGAGCAUGUCGGAACUGCAGAUACGGGAACGGGAGUUAAGCCAGCAAAAUCGGAUACUUCUAGAGCACGCCGGUAGCUUAAGGGACGAGAUUCUAGAUCUCAAGAAUGAGAUCCUCAAGCACAGUAAUUGCGAUAGCGAUAUUAUCCAGAAUUACAUCUCGCGAGCGGCUCGCGACGUACACUGA